This is a messenger RNA of Ochotona curzoniae (black-lipped pika), 3045 nucleotides long. RefSeq names its product oxoglutarate dehydrogenase L (gene OGDHL). Gene Ontology annotation, cellular component: oxoglutarate dehydrogenase complex; mitochondrion. Gene Ontology annotation, molecular function: thiamine pyrophosphate binding; oxoglutarate dehydrogenase (succinyl-transferring) activity. The coding region runs from base 13 to 3045 and encodes 1010 amino acids. NCBI's taxonomy places the organism in Eukaryota, Metazoa, Chordata, Mammalia, Lagomorpha, Ochotonidae. Gene Ontology annotation, biological process: tricarboxylic acid cycle. The record is from RefSeq and is a predicted model, not a curated record. The transcript is spliced from 22 exons.
CUUGUGUUCAGAAUGAGUCAACUGAGGCUGCUGUCGACCAAGCUGGGGGCCCUGGCUGCCAGGCUCUUGGCUGCACCUCCUGUCCAGGUGCUGAGCUGCCGUGGCAGGUCCUCGGGACCCCCAGCCCCCUUCCCAGGCAGCAGAAGUGGAGGUGGCUCCAGUUACAUGGAAGAGAUGUACUUCGCCUGGUUGGAAAACCCCGAGAGUGUCCACAAGUCUUGGGACAGCUUUUUCCGGAGAGCCAGUGAGGAAGCCUCUUCUGGCCCCGUGCAGGCUUGGGCCCCAUCUGUCACCUCUGAGAGCAAACCCUUCGUCUCAGGCCGCACCAAGACCAGCAAGUUGGUGGAGGACCACCUGGCUGUGCAGUCCCUCAUCCGGGCCUACCAGAUUCGGGGCCAUCACGUGGCUCAGCUGGACCCCCUGGGCAUUCUGGACGCAGACCUGGACUCCUUUGUGCCUUCAGACUUGAUCACAACCAUCGAUAAGUUGGCUUUCUACGACCUGCGGGAGGCUGACCUCGAUAAGGAGUUCCAGCUACCCACCACCACCUUCAUUGGUGGCUCUGAGAGCACCCUGUCCCUGCGGGAGAUCAUUCGGCGCCUGGAGAGCACCUACUGUCAGCACAUUGGCCUGGAGUUCAUGUUCAUCAACGAUGUGGAGCAGUGCCAGUGGAUCCGGCAGAAGUUCGAGACGCCGGGGGUGAUGCAAUUCUCCAACGAGGAGAAGCGGACCCUGCUGGCCCGGCUCGUGCGCUCCAUGAGAUUUGAAGACUUCUUGGCCCGGAAAUGGUCAUCGGAGAAGCGCUUUGGCCUGGAGGGCUGUGAGGUCAUGAUCCCAGCACUCAAGACCAUCAUUGACAAAUCUAGCGAGAUGGGCAUCGAGAACGUCAUCCUGGGGAUGCCACACAGGGGCAGGCUGAACGUGUUGGCCAAUGUGAUCCGCAAGGACCUGGAGCAGAUCUUCUGCCAGUUUGACCCCAAGCUGGAGGCGGCCGAUGAGGGCUCUGGAGAUGUCAAAUACCACCUGGGCAUGUACCAUGAGAGGAUCAACCGCGUCACCAACAGGAACAUUGCUCUGUCCCUUGUGGCCAACCCCUCCCACUUGGAAGCUGUGGAUCCCGUGGUGCAGGGCAAGACCAAGGCCGAGCAGUUUUACCGUGGGGAUGCCCAGGGCAGAAAGGUCAUGUCCAUCCUGGUCCAUGGAGAUGCUGCCUUUGCUGGCCAAGGUGUGGUCUAUGAGACCUUCCACCUGAGCGACCUGCCCUCGUACACCACCAAUGGCACCGUGCACAUGGUGGUCAACAACCAGAUUGGCUUUACCACUGACCCCCGGAUGGCCCGCUCCUCCCCGUACCCCACUGAUGUGGCCCGUGUGGUCAACGCACCCAUCUUCCACGUGAACGCUGACGACCCGGAGGCCGUGAUCUAUGUGUGCGGUGUGGCAGCCGAGUGGAGGAACACCUUCAACAAAGACGUCGUCGUGGACCUGGUGUGCUACCGCCGGCGUGGGCACAACGAGAUGGACGAGCCCAUGUUCACUCAGCCGCUCAUGUACAAGCAGAUUCACAAGCAGGUGCCCGUGCUAAAGAAGUAUGCCGACAAGCUCAUUGCUGAGGGCACCGUCACCCUGCAGGAGUUUGAGGAAGAAAUCGCCAAGUAUGACCGCAUCUGUGAGGAGGCCUACGGCAGGUCCAAGGAUAAGAAGAUCCUGCACAUCAAACACUGGCUGGACUCCCCCUGGCCCGGAUUCUUCAACGUGGAUGGCGAGCCCAAGAGCAUGACGUGCCCAGCCACAGGUGUGCCCGAGGACGUGCUCACCCACAUCGGCAGUGUGGCCAGCUCCGUGCCCCUGGAGGACUUCACCAUCCACACGGGCCUCUCUCGUAUCCUGCGUGGCCGGGCAGACAUGGUCAGGAAGCGCACGGCCGACUGGGCACUGGCAGAGUACAUGGCCUUUGGCUCCCUGCUCAAGGAGGGCAUCCACGUGCGGCUCAGUGGGCAGGACGUGGAGCGGGGCACGUUCAGCCAUCGGCACCAUGUGCUCCAUGACCAGGAAGUGGACCGCAGGACAUGUGUCCCCAUGAAUCACCUGUGGCCUGACCAGGCCCCCUACACCGUGUGCAACAGCUCACUCUCGGAAUACGGAGUUCUGGGCUUUGAACUGGGCUAUGCCAUGGCCAGCCCCAACGCCCUGGUGCUCUGGGAGGCUCAGUUUGGCGACUUCCACAAUACAGCACAGUGCAUCAUCGACCAGUUCAUCAGCACUGGCCAGGCCAAGUGGGUGCGGCACAACGGCAUCGUGCUGCUGCUUCCUCACGGCAUGGAAGGCAUGGGCCCAGAGCACUCGUCCGCAAGGCCUGAGAGGUUCCUGCAGAUGAGCAACGAUGACUCCGAUGCCUAUCCGGUGUUCAGCGAGGACUUUGAGGUGAGCCAGCUGUAUGACUGCAACUGGAUCGUGGCCAACUGCUCCACGCCGGCCAGCUACUUCCACAUACUGCGCCGGCAGAUCCUGCUGCCCUUCCGCAAGCCCCUCAUCAUCUUUACGCCCAAGUCUCUGCUGAGACACCCCGAGGCCAAAUCCAGCUUCGACCAGAUGGUGUCAGGGACCUGCUUCCAGCGGGUGAUUCCUGAAGGUGGGGCUGCAGCGCGGGCUCCUGGGCAGGUGCGGCGGCUCAUCUUCUGCACAGGAAAGGUGUACUACGACCUGGUCAAGGAACGCAGCAGCCGGGGCCUGGAGGAGCAGGUGGCCCUCACGCGCCUGGAGCAGAUCUCCCCGUUCCCCUUUGAUCUGAUCAAGCAGGAGGCCGACAGGUACCCAGGCGCGGAGCUGGUGUGGUGCCAGGAGGAGCACAAGAACAUGGGCUACUACGACUACAUCAGCCCGCGCUUCAUGACCCUGCUUGGCCGUGACCGGCCCAUAUGGUACGUCGGCCGUGGCCCAGCCGCUGCCCCAGCUACUGGAAACAGAAACACACACCUGGUGUCGCUGCAGAAGUUUUUGGACACCGCCUUCAAUCUCCAGGCCUUUGAGGGCAAGACGUUUUAG